Messenger RNA from Formica exsecta, 2409 nucleotides. RefSeq names its product zinc finger protein 205. Bases 352 to 1830 code for a protein of 492 amino acids. The record is from RefSeq and is a predicted model, not a curated record. The transcript is spliced from 6 exons. Gene Ontology annotation, molecular function: DNA-binding transcription factor activity; RNA polymerase II cis-regulatory region sequence-specific DNA binding. Lineage: Eukaryota; Metazoa; Arthropoda; Insecta; Hymenoptera; Formicidae. Gene Ontology annotation, biological process: regulation of transcription by RNA polymerase II.
AGCCGCGAAAACUACGUCACGAGUGACGGAUUCGGUCGAAACUGGGACAAAGUGCAGUGCACUCUGGCAUUGCGCUUUACCACCAGGUGUUUCUAUGCCGUAAUCUUCCCAGGAUUGGGUAAUACUCGUAUCGUUGCACCUCGCUCUCUCGAAUAACCCGGAGUUACAUUCUCUCCGUCUCUCUCUCCGUCUGUCGCGCGCGUAUCGCGAAUUGCUCCAACUGACAGCGCACCUGACAGAGAGACACGAGUAUCGACGACGGAGAGAGAGCUGACGGGUAAAAGGAGGCAUCGAACGCGCAAAAGACUCCCGUUAGAUGACGGAUUCAGUAUAGUCCUUCCGCUUGAUAACAUGUCAGAUGGGGUUGAUGGUGGUGGUGGGGAAAACGAGGUAGACUCUCAUUCCUCUUCGCACGCUGAGGCUGGAGACUCUUCCAAUCAUAGAGAGGAAGAGGCGUUAGAUCCUGAUAACGAGGCAGCACUCAAUACCAAUUAUGAUAGUAGCGACGGAGCUGUCCCUGCAUUUAGAUGCGAUAGGUGUGAUAAUUAUGAAACUAUAAACAAGACAGCUUUCUCCGCUCAUCAAGAUCAAUGUCUGGCAAGCGGCGAGGCCGGAGAGAGCGCUGAGGGUAUAGAAGGCGCAGAGAAUGAAGGAGAUGGGGAAGAGGGCCAUUCAGGGAUGAGGUCUCACAGAAAGAUGUUUGAAUGCGAUGUCUGUAAUAUGAAAUUUUCAAAUGGAGCUAACAUGAGACGGCACAAAAUGAGGCAUACAGGCGUAAAACCGUACGAGUGUCGGGUAUGUCAGAAGAGAUUCUUUCGGAAAGACCAUCUUGCGGAACACUUUACGACACAUUCAAAGACUUUGCCAUACCAUUGCCCGAUAUGUAACCGUGGUUUUCAAAGACAGAUCGCGAUGCGCGCUCAUUUUCAGAACGAACAUGUCGGUCAGCACGAUAUGGUCAAAUCGUGUCCUCUCUGCAACUAUCGGGCAGCGACUAUGAAAUGUCUUAGAUUGCACUUCUUUAAUAGACAUGGAAUAGAUUUAGAUAAUCCUGGACCAAAUAGCUCUACAUCCUUAAUGAAUAGUUGCACAUCCGGAGAAGCGAUGCCUUCGGCACCUCUAUCCGAUAGCGGGGACAGCACUGGCAAUCGUUCGACCGACAACGCUACGCCUCCCAUGCAUUUUCUCACGCCUCACGUGGAGAUAUCCAUUCCUUACCCCGAACAGGCUGCCAAUCAGCGAAAUCCGAGUCCUGCUCCAUUGAACGGAGACAGUCCCAAUAGCCCGCAGAGCGCCGACAGCAAUAGCAACGCGCCGAGCAGUAGUCAUCAUCAAUUAGCUAUCAAUAGUAGCACCAUUCAUAGAAACGUAGGCGGAGGCGAUGAAGCGAUUACACCAUCAAUCUCUCUGAUACCCAUCAAACAGGAACCGAAUAGCAACGGUAUGGACGAUAGCGGGGCGACGUCGAGCAAUCUGCCAUUGCCAUCGCUAAUCAAAGUGUCGCCGUUGAAGUCGCUGUUGCGCGACGAUCUACGCCGCAAGCUCUCCACCAGUUCUGCCAAUAACAACAACAACAGCAGUAACAAUAGCAGCUGCGGCAGCGCCAUUCCGCAUUCGAGGGGUGAACCGCCCACCUCGACCAGGCCGGAUCCACGCACGAGCGGACUCCAGUGUACCCACUGUCGCAUCACGUUUCCGGAUCAGACAUUAUACUUCCUUCACAAAGGUUGUCACAGCGAGAGUAAUCCAUGGAAGUGCAAUAUUUGCGGGGAGCAGUGCUGUAAUUUGUACCAAUUCAACUCGCAUUUACUGAGCAAGAGUCAUCAGUAGCUGGGAGGAGAAGAUAGAGAAAAAGAGAGGUACCUGCGGCUAAAAUUCGUCUUUCCCCUUUUCGUUUCUUCUUCUUCCCUCCCACUUCUUCGUUGAACGAAAGAAAACGGCAGGAGAAUCGGUACGUAUCUUGUACGUAUGUUCAGUGUUCAUUAGUAUGAAAGUGCAAGUAUUUUCUGCGAUAUGUGUCUAGGCAUACUCUUAAUCAUAAAAUACUUUUGCAAAUUGCAAGAAUGCGCCCGUCCCUCCUUCCGCUAAAGCAUAAAGGCCAGUCAAUUGUAAAUUAUAAAUUUAAAAUUAUUUUUAAAAUUUGAGGAAGAGUAUGUCUGCUCUCUCAGAAAAUAAUGUACAAAGCGCGACAAAUUGUGCCUUUUCUUUAAAAGAGAAAGAAAAUUUCGAGAAAGAAAAAAGAAAUUGCCAACACAUACUCGUCCAUCAUGCUGUUAUAUUGUACGAACUAUCCGUCCAUAGGGCUUUAUUGAAAUAUUCCGAGCUCUAUCAUUAGUCUUAAAUUAGUGAAAUAAGUAUAGAAACGCGCGACAAAGCUUUUCGCAGAUUGCCCUGUCGAUAAUUGUGAGA